GCGUUCACCUCGCGGAGCGGGGGCUGCUCGGAACACCGGGAACACCGGGAACACCGGGAAUACCGGGAACACUGGGGCUGCAGGGCUGCCAGAAACACCGGGAACGUCGGGAAUACCAGGAACACUGGGAACAACGGGAACACUGGGGCUGCAGGGCUACCAGAAACACCGGGAUCACCGGUGCUGUCGGGAACACCGGGAACACCGUAACAGCUGCCGGUAAUCCUGGGAAUACCGUGACACCGGGACUGCCCGGGCUGCCGGUACCGCGGAGUCGGGAUCUGAGUCCCCAGCUCAGCCUGAGAUGCACCUCGGCACUGGGAGCACUGGUUGCAGGCUGGUGGGAGCAGCCAUGAGGGACAUGCUUGGAUCUGGAUGCCUUGGGAGCCUUGUCCAACUCACCUGGAUGUGCCUGUUCUCCGUGCCGCACGGCGGGGCCAAGGUGCUGGAGAAGACCUUUGAGGAGUGGCUGCGGUACCGUGACGAGUGUCUGAGGAGGAUGGCGAGCGAGCCCUACCCAGCAGGGCUGUUCUGCAACCGGACAUUCGACAUGUACGCCUGCUGGCCCGACGGCAGCCCCGGCACCGCUGUGAACGUCUCCUGCCCCUUCUACCUGCCCUGGUUUGAGAAAGUGAAACACGGGCUGGUGAGUCGCCGGUGCGGUGCUGACGGGCAGUGGGUGAUGGUGAAUGGCAGCCAGCCCUGGAGGGACUACUCACAGUGCGAGGAGGAGAUGGAGGUCACCGCUGAGGAGGAGGGUGCCCGCAGGCUGAUGGUGAGCUUCAAGGUGCUCUACACCGUGGGGUACUCGCUGUCACUCCUCACCCUCAUCUCUGCCCUGCUCGUCCUCACCGUCUUCAGGAACCUCCGCUGCACCAGGAACUACAUCCAUGCCAACCUUUUCGCCUCCUUUGGGCUGCGGGCGACCUCGGUGAUGGUGAAGGACGCGCUGCUGGAGCGGCGCUGGGGCGUGGAGCUGGUGCAGGUGACUGACUGGGAGAACCUGCUGAGCCACGAGGCUGCGCUGGGGUGCCGGGUGGCACAGGUGCUGAUGCAGUACUGCAUCCUGGCCAACCACUACUGGUUCCUGGUGGAAGCCAUCUACCUCUACAAGCUGCUCAUCGGGGCCGUGUUCUCCGAGAAGAAUUACUACAGGCUCUACCUCUACCUGGGCUGGGGGACCCCCGUGGUGUUCGUGGUGCCCUGGAUGGCCGCCAAGUACUUGAAGGAGAAUGCAGAGUGCUGGGCACUGAAUGAGAACAUGGCUUACUGGUGGAUCAUCCGCAUCCCCAUCCUGCUCGCCUCCCUGAUCAACCUGCUCAUUUUCAUGCGGAUCCUCAAGGUGAUCCUGGCCAAGCUCCGAGCCAACCAGAAGGGCUACGCUGACUACAAGCUGCGGCUGGCCAAAGCCACCCUCACCCUCAUCCCCCUCUUUGGUAUCCAUGAGGUUGUCUUCAUCUUCGCCACUGAUGAGCAAACCACGGGCAUUCUGCGCUACAUCAAGGUGUUCUUCACCCUCUUCCUCAACUCCUUCCAGGGUUUCCUGGUGGCCGUGCUGUACUGCUUUGCCAACAAGGAGGUGAAGUCUGAGAUGAAGAAGAAGUGGCAGCUCUGGAAGCUCGACUACCCAGUGCUCUGCUGUGCCCAGUGAUGCAGUGACUGCCUGCAGAGCCAGGGCAC
This is a messenger RNA of Corapipo altera (White-ruffed manakin), 1680 nucleotides long. Its product is annotated as glucagon receptor-like. The transcript has 14 exons. Gene Ontology annotation, cellular component: plasma membrane. Gene Ontology annotation, biological process: adenylate cyclase-modulating G protein-coupled receptor signaling pathway; cell surface receptor signaling pathway. Lineage: Eukaryota; Metazoa; Chordata; Aves; Passeriformes; Pipridae. The record is from RefSeq and is a predicted model, not a curated record. The coding region runs from base 305 to 1651 and encodes 448 amino acids. Gene Ontology annotation, molecular function: peptide hormone binding; glucagon receptor activity.